Messenger RNA from Lytechinus pictus (painted urchin), 1209 nucleotides. Its product is annotated as histone-lysine N-methyltransferase, H3 lysine-79 specific-like. NCBI's taxonomy places the organism in Eukaryota, Metazoa, Echinodermata, Echinoidea, Temnopleuroida, Toxopneustidae. Bases 1 to 1209 code for a protein of 402 amino acids. The transcript has 4 exons. The record is from RefSeq and is a predicted model, not a curated record.
AUGGCAAGCAAGCGGUGGAUGUCAUACCCAAGACGGACACCAGAGAUGUGGGACGGUUAUGGCAAGCAAGCGGUGGAUGUCAUACCCAAGACGGACACCCGAGAUGUAGAGAUAAGGAGGCACGUUAAAGUGAAAAGGGCCAACUGGGAUAAUAUGAUAUCACAUCCCAAGUUUCUCCAAAAAGGGGACCUCGUCGUCCACAUGCGUGGAGACGGGGUCAAAGAGACUGCAACGGUUGUAGAAAACGAUCCCUUUAGGGGAGUCACUUUCGCACAGAGUAUCAAGGGGUACAAGUACCAGCAACACAUGCAGGAGCACGAGGCCACCGUGACCCUCAGAUGCACGUAUUGCUCAUAUGAGACAGAGGGGAGAUCGGAGAUGACCAGGCAUUUCGGGAGGAUGCACAAUAGUAGAAAACAAGAGGCAAAGUAUAUAAACUACACUGCAGCGACGACGGGACACCUGAGGAAGCGUGAAGGAGAGAGGAGAAGGCACAAGUGGGAGGAAGAAAAGAAGACAGAAAGGGAGAGCAAGGAAAGGAAAGAAGAUAAAGAUGACAGGAAGGAAAGAAAGCGUGGAGGAGAGGACAGGAAGGAAAAGAAGAAAGAGGAGGUAGAGGAGAAGGACAGGAAAAGAGAAACGGAUUAUUCCGAGCAACCUCGAGAUAGAAUUAGAGAUGCACAUGAAAUGGCUAGAGAGAAACUUGAGUUAGCUGCUGAAAAGCAGGCUAUAUCUUAUGAUCGUAAUACUUUCCCAAGAAGAUUUGCUGAGGGUGAUUGGAUGCCUUAUUUGUACUGUCACAUUUGUAAAAAGAGUAUCAAGGGAUACAAGUACCAGCAACACAUGCAGGAGCACGAGGCCACCAUGACCCUCAGAUGCACGUAUUGCUCAUAUGAGACAGAGGGGAGGUCGGAGAUGACCAGGCAUUUUGGGAGGAUGCACAAUAGUAGGAAACAAGAGGCGAAGUAUAUAAACUACACUGCAGCGACGGCGGGACACCUGAGGAAGCGUGAAGGAGAGAGGAGAAGGGACAAGUGGGAGGAAGAAAAGAAGACAGAAAGGGAGAGCAAGGAAAGGAAGGAAGAUAAAGAUGAAAGGAAGGAAAGAAAGCGUGAAGGAGAGGACAGGAAGGAAAAGAAGAAAGAGGAGGUACAGGAGAAGGACAGGAAGAAAGAGAGAAACGGAUUAUUCCGAGUAACUUCGAGAUAG